AUGGAAUCUUGCUCUGAUCAUGUGGCAGCAGGACUUCUUCACACCAUUCAACAGUCUUCCCUACGCCGCCCUCCUCCUUCGGUUUCCGGCGAGACGACAUCACGAAUCGUUGCCAAGCAACUUUUCAAUCGAAAUGCACAGCCAUGUCACAAUAUAUCCAAAAAAUAUCGUUCUCUCCUCCUUCCCCUACAGCGCCGGUUCGGCAUAGUCUCCGCCUCCCCCCCUCCGCCAAGUGUGAGUGAAACGACCGACACACCACACGACCCUUGCACCAAUUGGCUACACGAUGAGUCUCAACAUGGACGUCGUAGCAACGGAAAAACUGCCAUCAACUGA
Messenger RNA from Protopolystoma xenopodis, 336 nucleotides. Lineage: Eukaryota; Metazoa; Platyhelminthes; Monogenea; Polystomatidea; Polystomatidae. The record is from the annotation of a GenBank genome assembly.